Molecule: messenger RNA, 2889 nt
Organism: Poeciliopsis prolifica (blackstripe livebearer)
Lineage: Eukaryota; Metazoa; Chordata; Actinopteri; Cyprinodontiformes; Poeciliidae
Gene: cnp
Product: 2',3'-cyclic nucleotide 3' phosphodiesterase
Biological process (GO): cyclic nucleotide catabolic process
Cellular component (GO): membrane; cytoplasm
Molecular function (GO): 2',3'-cyclic-nucleotide 3'-phosphodiesterase activity
Source: RefSeq, a predicted model, not a curated record
AAGACGAGUGGGUUCGUGUCAGGGUCCAACGCUGCCGUGUCAUUGUGCUCAGAAGGGGGAAACGCGUGGUCAGCAGCACAGUUGGCUUCACUGCAGCGUUUCUGGUACCUGGUUGUGUGCAAAAUUGGAUUUUAAACCAAUCAUGGAUACAGACAAAAGAGAGGUUUUAGAUGUGCCAGCAACUCCAAAUCAAGAGGAGACGGUAAUGGAACAAGAGGCAAAACCAGAAGCAAUGGAGCAAUCCACAGAGCCUGAGAAUCCACCAGCUGCUGUGAAAGAAGUUGACCAGCUGGUGGUGAACAGCCAAGAAGCAGAAAAGCCAGUUGUGGUAGAAAAUGUGACGCAGGAAAAUAAAGAAAGCAACAUGGAAAAGCCAGAAGAGGAGUCGGUGCCCUGCGCAGCGGCACCAGUAGAAUCAGCUGAGUCAUCAGUAAAGGUCUCUGACCCAACUGCAGCUUUAGAACAGCAUCCUGUGCCAGAGAAUAUUGCAGAGCCUGUACAAGUCCAUCUGGCAAAGACCACCCCUGAACCAGAGCCAGAGAAACCAGCAGAAACUCUACCACAAGAGAAAACUGUAGCCGAACCAUCUGUGGCGAAACCAGUAGAUACUGCACCCGACCCAGCUGUGAAGAAGCCAGUUGAAACCCAGCCAACCAACAAAGAGGCAGAACCAGAACAAGUGAAGACAAAGGAUGAAAUGCCUACCGGGGUGGAGACAAAGAUGGAAAAAGAAGUAGUUGCGGAAACGGUUGUGGUGACUGAGAAGUUGGCAGAACCAGCAGCAAUGGGUGAAAGUGGGGAACCUGUGCUGGAAGUCAACCCUGUCAAGUCUGAAUCUGUUAUUCCUGAGGAACUGACAGUAGAAGCUGAAGAUGUUAAAUCUGUGCAGAAAGAACCAGAGCUUCAAAAGGAAGAAGAUGUUGUUCACUCACUUUCUUUUGCCCUCCUGGAACACGAGGAAACGAAAGAUGCAUUACGAAUUUAUCGCACGCUUAUUGUCCUCAGGGGCCUUCCUGGAAGUGGCAAAAGCUUUUUGGCACGAGCUAUAGUAGACACCUACAAAGACCAAUGUACCGUUUUCUGUGCUGACGACCACAACAUAAAGCCCGAAAAUCCCUCUGCUGAAGGAUACAGAGCUCUGGAUGAUGCUGUAGUGGCUCGCUGCUGUGACGGGACAGCGUCCUCUGUGCUGAUCGUGGUGGAUGAUACCAACCACACCCACGAUCGGCUUGCCCGCCUGGAAGAGAUUGCAGAGGAACACAAUCUAGUCGCUAUCUUCUUGGAGCCGCAAACCGAAUGGAGCAGAGACUUAAGUCAGCUGAAAAAGAAGACUGGCCGUGGACUAGACGAGGCCCACCUGGAUGCAAUGAAGGGUCCACUCAAUGAAACAUCCCUUCCUCUUUAUUUCGGCUGGUUUCUUUUCUCUUCAGUACAGGACAAGGUUGGGUGCACAGCAAUGGACUUCUUGAAAACAUUGGACACCCUGGAAGGCUUCAAAAAACACAGUGCUGACUUCACAGGACAGGCUGAGAAGGAGGUGGAUUUGGAGCAGUACUUUGAGACCAAGGGAAUCCUCCACUGCACUACAAAGUUCUGUGACUAUGGGAAAGCAGAUGGUGCAAGCGAGUACGCAAAGAAUCCAGUGGUUAAGAAGUCCUACAGUUCUGUGUUCGAGCUGUCGCUGACUGCUCUCUUUGUCACCCCUCGCACCGUUGGUGCCAGAGUGUCUCUCACCGAUGAGCAGCUCAAGCUUUGGCCAGCGAAUACAGAAAAGGAGUCGGAGGCAGAUGUUCCCGGAUCUGCGUCUCUUCCUGUCGGAAGUCGUGCCCACAUUACCCUAGGUUGUGCAAAGGAUGUGGAGCCGGUUCAAACGGGCUUAGAUCUGCUCCAAAUCCUAACCCUGCCUCAGGGCGAUGUGGUCGAAGAGAUGGAGCUUGGCUCGCUGCGAUAUUACGGUGAAGGAAGGUGGAUGCUCAGCCUUAGAGAGCCAAUCUGUGCUGCGACUUGCUUCUCCAGCUUCUACGGACGCAAGGAGCAGGAGGAGCAGCAGUCCCCUAAAAAAGAGCCAGAAAAGAAAAAGACGAAGAAGUGUGCUAUUCUGUAGAUGGAAACGGUUGUGUGUUGAGGGAUGUGGUUGGUGAAUUAAAACUUAGGCUUACUUUGUGAAAGAUUGGCGUUUGUAAAGCAUUUAGGGCUUCAGUUGUAGUCGUCCUAAAUCCACAAACAAUUUGCCUUUUUAACGUUGAUUUGCACCACAACCCAAGAUGCCUUAGAGUUGGGCACGUUAUUGGUUCAGUAUUUUUUUUUCCCCAUCACGCUGUCCUGUUAGCUGCAGUUUCUCCUAGGAUAGCCUCCUUCCACAGUCCUACAGUGUAUUUAAAAAGCUAGGCUUUCUUCUGCAUAGGCCAAUGUUCACACUGGAUACUCUGCAUGCAUCACUGGUUUUUCCAUAAAUUACUGGAUUAAUGUGCUAAACAUAGCUCUGUUUCCUUUGCUGUAGUUUCAUAAUUCUACAAUAUACGUGUUGGUGCAGCUUAGGAAGUAAUGAUGAUUAGCUUCUGGACCAAAGUUACAUAUUAAGUGUUAGAUUCAAUGUCAGUUGUAGAGAUUCUUCCUUGUAAAUCUCUGGCCUGUGCUUGGCUUCAGAGGGAGAAUGCUGAUGAACCUGGCAUUAUUUUUUGUUGCUUAUGAAAUGGCGCGAGUCUUUGCCAACGUUUUGCAAUCUUUUCUACUGCGCAAUCCUCUUUGAAGAGUACUGCCAUGUCCUGCUUUUUGGUUUGUAGGCUGUAACUGUAAUUUUCCUGAAGUCCUACUUUGUGUAGCUCUUAUGAAUCACUAUUUUUGCACUUGUUUUGUACACUCAAUAAAGAGAAACAUGCUUUGCUGUAA